This is a messenger RNA of Amblyraja radiata (thorny skate), 897 nucleotides long. Its product is annotated as formin-like protein 5. Bases 1 to 897 code for a protein of 298 amino acids. The record is from RefSeq and is a predicted model, not a curated record. The transcript is spliced from 2 exons. Lineage: Eukaryota; Metazoa; Chordata; Chondrichthyes; Rajiformes; Rajidae.
AUGGCAACCGCCCGGCAACGGCGAGGCCAAUCAGCGGGCCGCAUCCCGCCCCCGGCAACCGCCCGGCAACGGCGAGGCCAAUCAGCGGCCCGGCAUCCCGCCCCCGGCAACCGCCCGGCAACGGCGAGGCCAAUCAGCGGGCCGGCAUCCCGCCCCCGGCAACCGCCCGGCAACGGCGAGGCCAAUCAGCGGCCGCUUUCCCUCCCACGGCAACCGCCCGGCAACGGCGAGGCCAAUCAGCCGCCCCGGCAUCCCGCCCAUGGCAACCGCACGGCAACGGCGCCGCCAAUCAGCGGCCCGGCAUCCCGCCCAUGGCAACCGCACGGCAACGGCGAGGCCAAUCAGCCGCCCCGGCAUCCCGCCCCCGGCAACCGCCCGGCAACGGCGAGGCCAAUCAGCGGCCACUCUCUCUCCCAUGGCAACGGCGAGGCCAAUCAGCGGCCCGGCAUCCCGCCCCCGGCAACCGCCCGGCAACGGCGCCGCCAAUCAGCCGCCCCGGCAUCCCGCCCCCGGCAACCGCGCGGCCAAUCAGCGACUACCUGUCAGACCCACGUAGCCAGUCAGCGUGCGGCCUGGCAAACGCACGGCCAAUCAGCGGCCGCUCUCCCGCCCCCGGCAACCGCACGGCGACGGGGCCGCCAAUCAGCAGCUGCCUGCCAGACCCACGUGGUUAGCCCGCGUGCGCUUGGCAACGGCGCGGCCGGCUCUCCCCCCCUCGGCAACCACCCAGCAACGGCGCGGCCAAUCAGCAGCUACCCGCCAGACCCACGUGGCCACAUCCACUCUGUCCCUGCCCGGGGGCAACGGGAGGCCAAGAUCGACAGCCACCAGGGUGAUAAUUCCCUGCCACCACCGCUCUGCCCGAUGGGGUGGUGUGUGGGCAAAGGCCCCGCAUAA